Molecule: messenger RNA, 2419 nt
Organism: Triplophysa dalaica
Lineage: Eukaryota; Metazoa; Chordata; Actinopteri; Cypriniformes; Nemacheilidae
Gene: edaradd
Product: EDAR-associated death domain
Exons: 7
Coding region: 435-989 (184 amino acids)
Biological process (GO): signal transduction
Molecular function (GO): protein binding
Source: RefSeq, a predicted model, not a curated record
UCGAUGCGUUCCGCUCACUAUUAGCUCUAGAGGUGCGUCAGCAAUCGCGUGUGCGUAAAGUGGAACCCGACAUGUAAAUGUUUAUCUAUUUUUUAUUUACUCUGUAAGAAAAGUAAGAUUUGGCCGGUUGGAGUGGAUCUGUCUGGGCAUCUGUGCAGAGAAGCGCACAAAGGUGAAGGAGAGUUAAAACGCCGACUUCAAACAACAUUUCCCGGCUUGUGUAAAGGACACAGUCCAUAUUCUCCUAUGUACGGAACAAUCUUUGAGAACAUGACUAGUUUGAAGGCGUAUAGUGAGCCGUAUGGUUUGCCACUUGAAACCACAUGUAACUAAGUUUCCUGGAAGACCUGCUUAUGAUUGACAGCUAGUGAAAACUCUGAAGAGUGGGUUCUGAACCAGUAGAGGACACUGACCCCAGCACCUUUGUUACAGAGAUGUCGCUGAGAUCGAAUUACCCUGUUCAGGUCACUGAUCCACAAGAUAUGAGAGAUCCUGUGACACUCCAGCUCAGCUCCUUUCCCGCUGGUUACCUGACUUCAUCUCCGCACAGGAUACAACAUCCUGUGGAAAAUGAUGGGAGUGAUUUUUCACCGUCAGCUUCUGUUUCAUCAGACUUCAGUAAAGACCAUAGGCCCUGUAAGGAGUGUUCUCGUUCUGCCCCUCCACCCAAAAUAAGCGACCUGAUGAACGACGAAGACCUUCUGUACACCUUGCGGUUGAAGCUGGACCCGGCUCACUGCACCGUCAAAAACUGGAAGAACUUCGCAAGCCGCUGGGGGAUGAGCUACGACGAGCUCACGCUUCUAGAGCAGCGCUCACACGGCUCCACCUAUCACAGUCCCACGCAAGAGUUCCUCAUGCGUUACAACCAGAAACUUGUCACAGAGCUCACCGAACUCUGCCAGACCUACCAGCGCAUCGACGUGCUCAGACUGCUCCAGAGAUGGAUGGAGAACGACUGGCCCUCGCGCUGGCAAAAAGCCCAUUAGCUGGGAUUAGUGAAAACUGUAACUAGACUUCUACAGGGAAAAGUGUUCCUUGAAUCACAGAGUGAGUCAGAACACGCACCACUGAUGAGUGGUCCAGCAAAAAUUGGGUUUACAGGGUUGUAAACUGGAUGUUUUAUUGCUAGGGGUAUUUCAGAAUGCAGGGUUAACAUACCGGGAUAUCGAACUUGGUUCAAGGAAACCGAUUCACGGUUAAUGCAGUCAGAAGUGACAUGGAAGAGAGUUUACGGUGAACACAGAAAGAUGUUCUAAACGGAAACGGACGCCUAAAAGUCUUUAAAAAAACAUAAAAAAAGGGGGCGGAAUCCGGUAUGAUUACACAUGAUGUGACAAAAACAACAAUUCCAUCGAAUAAAUAGCACUUAAAACAUAAAGCUAAUGUAUGAAAAAAAAGGUUACAAUUACAUCACACCUUAUCUGUGAUGUGUUUACAGGCUUACUCCGAGGCGGUUGAGUUGCUUUCUGGAAUACCCCCGAUAUCUAAAUAAAGCAGAUAAUGGUUUCAUGAUAAAUCAUGUCCAACAAGGUUGGAGCGAUGUUUAACAAAUAUAUGGAGUGAUCAAGCAACACAUCAGUAUGUGCUAUACUUGUAUGGUAUUUAAUUUAUUUUUAUUGAGUCAUCUUUACCUAUGGAGUUAUUAGUUGUUUCAUGAAGUGUUACUCUUUGUGGUGUUGAGUCGUACUCAAGAUCCAAAAAUGUUUUGAGAUAAUUUUAUUCAUGUGGUCAUGUCUGCUCCUGUACAUCAUUGAAUACAUCACAAAGUUACAUGGCCGCAGAGAUGACAUAGAGAUUUGCUAUAUUUAAUGUUCAGUAAUCAUGUCCAUUUCAUCUGGGAUCACUCUUAAUGUGAUGUACUGUAGAAUUUUUUGACAUUGCAAUAUGUCAUGAAAUAGCUAUUAUGAGAAUUCAUGUGAUUUGGUGGAUUUAAUGGUUUGGUAAUUGGCUGAUUUAAUGGUUAUUAGGGGUUCUUUAAGUGGCCAGAAACAUAAUUUCAUAUAUAGUUCACACCAUCGUGUCCAUCUAUGUUAAUUGCCCCAUUGUACUGCAGCAUGAUAUUUGGUAAGAAUGGCACUUAAACUUAAAUGUGCUGAUAUCUCCAGUGUCUCUGGGAAAGAAGUGGUCCAAGAGCUGUAAAACUGCACUAACCAAUGCAUUUCAAAGUUUUUUUUAAACACAUGAUGGUUUUAAAAUUCAUGGUUGGGCUUUCAAAAUUAUGGUUCAACAUUAUCUACAAGUACAGGUGUAGGUUGAGAGCACAUCACCUUUUUUGAACAGACUCCUUUAAAACAUUUUGCUUGGGUAUUCUGCCCUGUACAGCAGUUUUUGAUUCUCUGUGUCAGAAAGUUAAAGAAAGCCAUAUCUGUUUGUUUGCAUCGGGGCUUUUCUUUGUUUAACAAUAAAACAUGCUGUA